AAGCGUGCCAUCGAGAGCCUGGUGAAGAAGCUCAAGGAGAAGAAGGACGAGCUGGACUCGCUCAUCACCGCCAUCACCACCAACGGUGUGCACCCCAGCAAGUGUGUCACCAUCCAGAGGACCCUGGACGGACGCCUGCAGUUACUGAGAUGUUUCUCGCCAUUGAACUGCCCAAUACAACGGCCGGAGAAGGGGAUGGGGAAAUAUGCCCAUUCCUACCCCUCACAUUAGUGGAACCUUUCACGAGCCCACGAGAAGCAGCUCUGGCGAUAGAUCCAGACCUCCCACAGCAGGCAGUGCCCCGUCAGAUCCAGAGAGAUGGAAAGGAGCUGAACUCGACGACAAAGCCGCUGCUGGAGUCAGCGUAGUUGGAGUCAGCUCAGCCGUCGCAGACACAGGCAGUCCCAGCGAUAAAAACGCAGGUAGAUCAGGCACGAGGGCUGCGAAUAUCAGUCCUCAGGGUAAGACCCAGAUGCAGACAGUUCAAAGUAACAGAAGUUUAUUACAAAAACAGGGGGCAGGCAAACGACAGGUCAAGGGCAGGCAGAGGUCAGUAAUCCAGAGCAGAGUCUGAAAUGUACAGAAUGGCAGGCUCAGGGUCAGGGCUGGCAGAAUGGUUAAAACUAGAAAACGGACUAGAGAGAAAACAACAGGAGUACGGGAAAACGUUGGUAGGCUUGACGAGACAAGACGAACUGGAAACAGACAAACAGAUAACACAGGUAUAAAUACACAGGGGAUAAUGGUGCAGAUGGGCAACACCUGGAGGGGGGUGGAGACAAGCACAAAGACAGGUGAAACAGAUCAGGGUGUGACAGCUAAGCUAUUCCUCAUGAUAAUCUUCUCCGGACCUCUUGCAGACACUCCAGUUCACUUAGCAGCAUGCCGCUGCCUUUGGUUUCCACGUUACUUGUGACAUGGGACCAGCGCUGAUUGGAACAAUCCUCUUGCUGUUCUUCGUCUACUCCGCUACAAGAUGGAGGAUGAGAAGCAGUUGGAGGUGACUUCCUUGACAGGCAGGCUCCAGGUAGCACAGGCCACUCAGAUAGGGACAGCUGACAAGGUGGGGAUACAUCCAUGAAGCCCGAGUGGCAUCCAGCCACAGGUGUUGAGAACGAGAAAGUUUGCGCAGAAUUGACAUUUGCUUGCUAAGGAUAGCCACCUUAUUCCUGUAAUCCUCCGCAAGCAAACAAUUGCUGUACUGUACUCCUGAUUGUCAAUAUUGUCCUGGACAAGAGCAUAAUAAACACAGUUUCUACCGUGCUGGAAACUUUUGUUAGUUAUUCCAGGCGAAGCAGGCUCCAUUGCAACCUAGCUAGCUAGCUGGCUAGUUGAUAGCAGGUUUUGACACAAACACUUAUGAACAAAUAAAACAAAAUCGAACUUCGAAAACAACUGCACAAAAUAACAGGUCGAAGUGCAGGAGGUAUCUGAAUUUGUGAUGAGUUCUUGGCAGGAAAUCACUUAUAAUUUAUCUGUUGCCAACCUAGGGGUCAUGACCUACUCAGAAAGCAUAUUUAGAACUUUUAUUAUUCAAAAACAUAAAAUACUGUCAAAUACUGGCAUUAUUUCAUCUUCAAUAAAUGUGCAAACAUUUCUAAAAACAUGUUUCACUUUCAUUAUGGAUUAUUGUGUGUAGAUAAAAAAUAAAAAUAAUAAUUGAAUUCUGGCUGUAAUACAACAAAUCAUGGAAUAAGUCAAAGGGUAUGAAUACUUUCUAAAGGCACUGUAUAUUGACACCUGCAGAAUGGUCACCUUUAGCACACAUAGAGAAAUGUAAGUAGUACACAGUACAGGCCUAUUGAUCCUGGGCAAAGUGUAAAAAAAUACAGUAAACCUCAAUCUUGCAUUAUGAUUUAAUUUGAAACUUGUCUUUAACAAUGUUUGAUAUGAGGAGGCUAACACGACUCAGGAUAAGACCCAGAUGCAGACACAGGAGGCAGACAGGUCGAAUUCCAAAUGUUUAUUACAAGUGGGGCAGGCAAACGGCAGUUCCAGGGCAGGCAGAUGUCGGUAAUCCAAGAAAAUGUAAAACAGGGACAGAAUGGCAGGUUUAGGGUCAGGGCAGGCAGAAUGGUCAGAACUGGGAGGACUAGAAAACAGAAACUAGAUAUACUGGAAUACGGGAGAACACGCUGGAAGGACUUGACAAGACAAACGGCAAUAGACCAACAGAAAACGCAGGUUGCAGGGAGGAAAGGCUUCCCCCAUGUGAUCUACGCUCGAUUAUGGCGCUGGCCAGACCUACACAAGAAUGAGCUAAAGCAUGUAAAGUUCUGCCAAUACGCCUUCGACCUCAAAUAUGACAAUGUGUGUGUCAACCCUUACCACUAUGAGAGAGUGGUUUCGCCCGGCAUUGUUGGUCUCAGUCUCCAAAAUACAGCCCUCUCUCCUCUAGGCCCCCCUGGGAGGCUGAUCAAGGAGGAGUAUAUUCAUGACUGUAUCCAGAUGGAUAUGCCACUAGGCAUAUCCCCCCACCCAGGGGCGCUCAAGCUACAGCCUCCGGACCACUACGGCCAGCCACUCCCGCCUCUGCAGCUCCCUCCUGAACCGCAGCGGGCCCCUCUGCCCAUCACCCUCUACCCCAACAUGCCCCUCUCACCCACAGUGUCCGGCUCUAUGCUGCCUCUCCAGGGAGGUCACAGUGAGGGGCUCCUACAGAUAGCCUCUCCUCAGGGUCAGGUCAUGACCCCUAUGACCCCCACGCCGCCCCCCUCCACCCCAACACACGGGCUGCCACACGGGUCACCGCAGAACCCCCAGCCACCCCAGCCCCCGCCUGGUCAGAAUGGAUACAACAGCUCCAAACACACACAGUCACAGGCUGCGUUCCACACAACUUGGACAGGUAGUAGCACAGCCUCCUACACUCCUGUGGGACCCCAACAACAGAAUGGGCGUGGCCACCAACAGCCUCCUCUCCACCAUCCAACCAGCUUCUGUAAGUUUGCCAGUUACAGGUCUCAGCAUCAUGGCUCAGCCUCAUUUCCUCCCCCUGUGUCCAAUCAUCCAGGGCCAGAGUUCUGGUGCUCCAUCUCCUACUUUGAAAUGGAUGUGCAGGUGGGGGAGAUGUUCAAGGUACCGGCUAGCUGCCCGGUGGUGACGGUGGACGGCUACGUGGACCCCUCAGGGGGUGACCGCUUCUGUCUGGGCCAGCUAAGCAACGUCCACCGUACCGACGCCAGCGAAAGAGCCAGGUUGCACAUAGGUAAAGGAGUGCAGCUGGAGUGUCGUGGCGAGGGAGAUGUGUGGAUGCGUUGUAUGAGCGACCACGCCGUGUUCGUGCAGAGCUAUUACUUGGAUCGAGAGGCAGGUAGAGCGCCAGGCGACGCAGUACACAAGAUCUACCCCGGCGCCUACAUCAAGGUGUUUGACCUGAGACAGUGUCACAGGCAAAUGCAGCAGCAGGCAGCUACAGCGCAGGCAGCGGUAGCAGCUCAGGCUGCCGCCGUGGCAGGCAACAUCCCUGGGCCAGGCAGCGUUGGAGGCAUAGCCCCUGCAGUCAGUCUUUCUGCAGCAGCAGGGAUAGGUGUGGACGACCUCCGGAGGCUGUGCAUCCUGCGUCUGAGCUUUGUGAAGGGCUGGGGCCCUGACUACCCCCGGCAGAGCAUCAAACAUACCCCCUGUUGGGUGGAGGUACACCUGCACCGGGCUCUGCAGCUGCUGGACGAGGUACUACACACCAUGCCCUUGGCCGACCCAGGACCUGCUAACUGAGUAAAAGGAAAGAGGAUCAGUUAAAAAUCCAUACGGGGUUAAAAACGUACAAUCACACACACACACACACACACACACACACACACACACACACACACACACACACACACACACACACACACACACACACACACACACACACACACACACACACACAGCAGUAAAAAUUUAUGUUUUUGUCAUACCCGUGAUAUGCUGUCAGCCAAUCAGCAUUCAGGGCUCGAACCACCCAGUUUAUAAAGGCUGAUACAGAUUGAUACAUGCACAUACAACCACAUGCAUGUUUCUGUUCUAUAUAACGCACACAAUGUAGAGCUACUCAAAGCCCCACAAAGGCUAUCCUCUAUUUCUCCGUCACACACAGACACACACUCAAGCAGCCAACAAUCACUGCACUCUCCUUAACCACUUGUACUGUCUCCCACACGCCCAUGCAACCAUUAACCAAACCUGUGGGCAUGCAGAUAUAAAACUACUGAUGUCCUGAUCAUACUUUCCAUGUUUUGUGAACAUUAAUUAUUGUUUCACAGCACAAACACCACAAAGCAGCCUUGACCCCUGAAUUACCUUUCAUAGAGGUUCUAUAUUAUAGUAUAAACAGGUAACAUUAGUGAAAAUGUAUACUGAGUAAUUUAUGUUUAUUCUUCUAUUCUCUACAGAAAUAGAAAUGCACUGUAGAAAUCUAGGGAUGCAUUUCAGAGAUCCAGUGUUCUGACAUGAUACAAGCACUUUAGUACUCCUCAAAUGCACACACAAUCCACACUUGCUCAUUUCCUUCUUACAUACACACACACACACACACACACACACACACACACACACACACACACACACACACACACACACACACACACACACACACACACACACACACACACACACACACAUCAGAAAUCCAGAGAUGACCCAAACCCAGGAGGACUAAAGAUCUUGACCUAAAUAACUCAUGAACAAUUUGUCAAACACAAAUCUCACACUACAAAAUCAGAUUUGGAUUCCGAUGUUAACCUAGAAGAUGUACAGAGUUUUUGGUAAAUCCAGACCAAUAGAACAGAUGCUUUAUAUCGGUGAUUAGAACCUGGGUCACAGAACCAAAAUGUCUCAGAACUGUGAAGAACACCAGAGUGAUGGAACCAGUGUCCUAAUUAAUCUAGCCAGCCAUCCUUUUGUCAUCUCUGUGUAUGUGUUGUGUUCUCCUGUGUGUGGAUCUCAACUCAAAUAGUUAGUCAUUCUUAUCUUGUUAGCCCUAUAAUAACACAGGGCACUUUUCUCAAGCUAAUUUAUUUUCUUACCAAAAGAUGAAAAAAGCCAAAAAAACGUAAGCUUUAAAAUAGUGGUGUGGGUAUUUGUGAUGAAGCAGUACAGUGUAUGUAACCAAACAGUUUGCCACACGGCGGAACUCACUAAAGCCAGAAUACCUCAUGAUAACAGUGUAAACCCACAUUUUGUCUUUCAGCCAAAACCUCAGACGCUCAGUAUUUUCUCUUGUAAGUUCCUCCUUAAGGCGUCCGCAUGCUUCCCAGCCGAAACAGUUUGUGCAUAUAUUAUGACAACAUUUUGUGAGGUUUUUGUUUGUUUUGGACUUCGGUAAAGAGUUUUUUCAGCAGUUCGGGUACACAAAUGUUUUUCUCGAGGCCAGCCGACGUUCAGGAGCCGAAGUCUACGCCCCCUUCGUCCGUAAUUAGUCAACUGUGGGGAUUCUUCAAUAAAGUCUUUGGGUGUGUUUGUAAAUUGCCUUCAGUGUGUCAGAGUGCGCUCUGGGUCGUUCGUAAAUUCGCUCUCGGCGAGUUCAGAGCGCACACUGGAUUCUCUGGCUGACGAGUAGGGUUGAUCCGAGUGUUCUGACCUCAACAGCAGUCAAGCACCCAAGCUAACUGGCUAAAGUUGGUUAGUUUGCUAGCUACUUGCAGGCACAAAUGAGAGAACACGUCACUCUGACCAUUUUACUCGCCCUAGCAGAGCUGGUUAGGCUGUUUUCAUGUUAUCUAGAGCAUUAGUGACUUUAACUGUGCUGCUGGCGACAAUUAAAUUCAGUUUUUUUGCAGACACUGGUCAUAUUCAUUGGGUGUUGCACAUUUGUAAAUUCAUCAGUUAUGCUGUGCUCUGGCACACUCAGACAAGAGUGCUCUGAAAUCGGAGUAAAUAGUCCGAGUAAAUUUACGAAUGCAUGGUUGUCACUCAAUGAGAAACGACUUGUUUUCAUGCUAAUUGUUUCCUUGAGAAAUACUGCACCUUAGUUAGAUGUAAAAUUACACGACUAAGAUCUCCCAUGCAAAAACGUCAAAAUGAAUGACAGAUUUCUUGAGUUAUCUUAGAUUCAUUCUGACUUUUGAGGAAGUGUAUACUGGACAAACAGUACGAUUGACACUUUUUUCUAAUUUUUCAAGGGAGUAUGCGAGCACACUUUCGGUUCGCCUAGCCAAAUUUGGCUAGCCGUCAGCCGAACUGAAGCAUGCUGACGCCUUUAAAGCCUCAUAUCACACUAUGCCUUUCACCAAAUUAAUAUAAGAUGGAAUAUGGAAUAGACCCACAAUGAAGCCUUGGGGAACACCAAGACAUGAUCCCGGCAGUUAUACAGUAGUUAUUAGGCUUUAAAAGUUGAAAUCCAGUGACUCGUGGGAAUAAUGUUUUGAGAAGAAACCCAACACAACUUGUAAAAAUAUAAUUGUAAUAGGAUGCCCCAACUUUGGAUACAAUGAGUCAUUCUCAAUCAGUUUAAAUUAGGCCAUAAUAAUAUCACUUAUACAGUGACAAAAUAUUAAGAACACCUUCCUAAUAUUGAGUUGCACCCCCUUUUGCCCUCAGAACAGCCUUAACUCGCACGGACAUUAGCUCUACAAGGUGUCAAAAGUGUUCCACAGGGAUGCUGGCCCAUAUUGAUUCCAAUGCUUCCCUCAGUUGUGUCAAGUUGACUUGAUGUCUUUUGGGUGGUGGACCAUUGUUGAUAUGCACAGUAAACUGCAGGUGUCCUUAAUGUUUUGUACACUCAGUUUAGGUCACUCUGGAAAACAUCAAAUGUAUCUUUGGAAUGAAAGAUGACUUUCCUUUGCAUUCAUUUCAAUCAGGUACCCUAGUUUUGGUAACGAUCAAUCUCAAGCCUACUGAAGUGAAGUUAUGACCGAUGUUCUAACAUUGAUGCAUAAUACGACAUGCAAGCUCAUCAUUUAAGACAGCAGCAGGAAGAAGUAGGCUAGGCUUCAUGAUGUGGCGUUGAAAAACCUGGACUGAAUGCAAACCGUCACUCUAUCCAGGGGCAGGAACAUGAGUGCUUUUAUUGGCUCCUUCCUGUGCUCUGGUGCAUUUGAUACAUGUGCCUUUCCGUUCUCCAAGUCAGGCUGUUUAGGGAUGUACUUCACAGAUGCUAGGGUUUAUGUCAUCCAUAAGUUGGACAUCUCCAAAGCAUGACAAUUUCAUCCAGUUGGAGUGUAAUUUCUACUAAGCCUACAUGUUGGCAACAUACCCUAUGCUCAAGGUCAAAAAGGUCAAUUCUUUCCCCCACAGUUAUCAAAUCAGAGGUGUCCAUUUAUAAUCACUGUUUGAUUUGUGCUUUUAGUUUUGGUCAAAGUAGAUGACACCCCUCACAGUGGAUUGUAACACAGACAAUACUUUGUCUUCCUUUGUCUGUAGAUAUACAGUACCAUGAUAUAUGGGUUGUCAUCUUGAUAGGUUUAUCCCUUCUGUUGAGUGUGUUGGUUGGGUAGGAAAUGGAAAAUAACACAGCUCAAGUGCUUUGUACACGUCACUGAGUUUUGCUGAUCAAUUUGGGCAAUGCAGCAAUAAGAAGUGAAACGUGUUGAGCUCAACAGCCCCUGAGUUAGAUUGAGCACAACAUAUAGUGGUUCCCUCAGGUACUGUGUUACAGCCCCAUUGUAGGUGUUAUUACAUAACACUUUAUUAUUGCAUCAGGCUGGUAUUGGAUUAAUACUGUUUGACAGUUAUAACUCAACUAUCCAUAUAGCCCUUGUGGUGUUAUUUAGCCUUGCUGAAAUAUUAUGCUACUAAGGUGUCUAAUGGAAUUGGAAAACGUGUUGCCCUUUGGAACUGCCCAUGCACUCCACACACCUAUGUCACAAUUGAUUUCAUUAUUUGUCACUUAGGCUCCACGUGUCUGGGAGUGUUACGUAUUCAGGGAUGAAGAGAGGUUUAAAACUAUUGUUUCUCCAUCUAUGGCUCUGCUUAUCAUAGUGCUAUAUCUACCCAACUACAUUUCCACUCAACCAAUGCUUUAACCAUUGAAAAUAGGGUUGCAAAGCUACCUGUAGUUUACCAAAGUUACCAGAAUCCUUAUUAAUUUAGGUAAUUAACAGAAAAUAUAUGGCAAUCUAUUGUAACUUUGGUCAUUUAUACUUGAAUAACUUAAAAAAAAAAUGUAUUCAUAUAUAGUAUUCCUGUUUUUUUUUAAAUAUCUGUAUCCAUAUUGUCCAUGAGUUUCUAGUAUAUAGACCAUACGGUUCAAGAGAAAAUAGUCUUAUUAAUGAAAAAUCAACAAUGGCAUUAUUUAGAUUUAACUCUGCAACUCUUCCAACUAUUGACUUUUGUUUUACAACUGCCACCAGUUUGAUGCAAAAACAUUGACAACAAAUACAUAUUGACAUAGUAAAAUAAAUAUAUAUAUAUAUACACUACCAGUAAAAAGUUUUAGAAGACCUCCUCAUUCAAGGGUUUUUCUUUAUUUUUGACUAUUUUCUACAUUGUAGAAUAAUUGUGAAGACAUCAAAACUAUUAAAUAACAAAUAUGGAAUCAUGUAGUAACCAAAAAAGUGUUAAACACAUCAAAAUAUAUUUUAUAUUUGAGAUUCUCAAAUAGCCACCCUUUGCCUUGAUGACAGCUUUGCACACUCUUGGUAUUCUCUCAAACAGCUUCACAUGGAAUGCCUUUCCAACUGUCUUGAAGGAGUUCCCACAUAUGCUGAGCACUUGUUGGCUGCUUUUCCUUCACUCUGCGGUCUGACUCAUCCCAAACCAUCUCAAUUGGUUGAGGUCGGGGAAUUGUGGAGGCCAGGUCAUCUGAUGCAGCACUCCAUCACUCUCCUUCUUGGUAAAAUAGCUCUUACACAGCCUGGUGGUGUGCUGGGUCAUUGUCCUGUUGAAAAACAAAUGAUAAUCCCACUAAGCCCAAAGCAGAUGGGAUGGGGUAUCACUGCAGAAUGCUGUGGUAGCCAUGCUGGUUAUGUGUGUCUUGAAUUCUAAAUAAAUCACCGACAGUGUCAUCAGCAAAGCACCCCCCCACCAUAACACCUCCUCCAUGCAUUACGGUGGUAAAUACACAUGCGGAGUUCAUCCGUUCACCCACACCGCGUCUCACAAAGACAUGGCGGUUGGAACCAAAAAUCUCCAAUUUGGACUCCAGACCAAAGAACACAUUUCCACCGGUCUAAUAUCCAUUGAUAGUGUUUCUUGGCCUAAGCAGGUCUCUUCUUCUUAUUGGUGUUCUUUAGUAGUGGUUUCUUUGCAGCAAUUCAACCAUGAAGGCCUGAUUCACACAGUCUCCUCUGAGCAGUUGAUGUUGAGAUGUGUCUGUUACUUGAACUCUGUGAAGCAUUUAUUUGGGCUGCAAUUUCUGAGGCUGGUAACUCUAAGGAACUUAUCAUAUGCAGCAGAGGUAACUCUGGGUCUUCCAUUCCCAUGGCGGUCGUCAUGAGAGUCAGUUUCAUCAUAGCGCUAAAUGGUUUUUGCGACUGCACUUGAAGAAACGUUCAAAGUUAUUGACAUUUUCUGUAUUGACUGACCUUCCCAGAGUCGCCUCUUCACUUUUGACAUUGAGACUGGGGUUUUGCGGGUACUAUUUAAUGAAACUGCCAGUUGAUGACUUGUGAGGCGUCUGUUUCUCAAACUAGACACUCUAAUGUACUUGUCCUCUUGUUCAGUUGUGCACUGGGGCCUCCCACUCCUCUUUCUAUUCUCGUUAGAGCCAGUUUGUGCUGUUCUGUGAAGGGAGUAGUACACAGCGUUGUACGAGAUCUUCAGUUUCUUGGCAAUUUCUCGCAUGGAAUAGCCUUCAUUUCUCAGAACAAGAAUAGAUUGACAGGUUUCAGAAGAAAGGUCUUUGUUUCUGGCCAUUUUGAGCCUGUAAUCCAACCCACAAAUGCUGAUGCUAAAGAAGGACAGUUUUAUUGCUUCUUUAAUCACAACAACAGCUUUCAGCUGUGCUAACAUAAUUGCAAAAGGGUUUUUUAAUGAUCAAUUAUCCUUUUAAAAUGAUAAACUUGGAUUAGCUAAAACAAUGUGCCAUUGGAACACAGGAGUGAUGGUUGCUGAUAAUGGGCCUCUGUACGCCUAUGUAUAUAUUCCAUUUUAAUCAGUUGUUUCCAGCUACAAUAGUCAUUUACAACAUUAACAAUGUCUACACCGUAUUUCUGAUCAAUUAGAUAUUUUAAUGGACAGAAAAAGUUGCUUUUCUUUCAAAAUCAAGGACAUUUCUAAGUGACCUCAAACUUUUGAACGGUAGUGUAUAUUUAUACAUGUAAAUAUAUUUCACACUGAAACCCUCAUAUUAAACAUCAAUGGUAUUCACUCAAUUGAUUGUUUAUAUUUAGGACAAUGUUUUACAGCUUAUAUUUUACAUGUGAUACGGCUACACAGAGGGCCAGAGAUAAAUACAGACACCUGUGAUAAUCUGAGUGACUCAAAAGGGCCACCUGAUGUCUUGUGAUAAUUUUAGUAUCUUACAAUCAUUCAAAGAUACAAAAAUGUGGGUAGUUUACUAGUAAACUGAAGUUCUCCAGUAAUAUACCCUCCCUUUGCAACCCUAAUUGAGACCCAUGCUAUGUUCCUCUGCAUUUGACCACAUUCAAACUGAUACCUGUCACAAAAGAGAACGUGAGUGAGAUGACGGUCACUCAACAGGAAUCAUACAUCAUUCCAUAAAUAAAUGAACUAUUUCCUUUUAAAACAGAAAAUAUAUAGACAAUAUGUUGUCAAGUGUGAAAUGACUCAAUUUGGCUAUUUUAUGGAUAUUGUUAUUUCUAUUAUUGUUGCAAUUGUAAUUAUUUUAUUGUAAAAAAAACGUGCUGCUCUUGUAAUGUUGACUGUACACCCAAGUGAAAUAAAAAAUACAGCAUUGUAAUUUUAAUACAAA
Oncorhynchus keta (chum salmon) is the source of this 10795-nucleotide messenger RNA. RefSeq names its product SMAD family member 10a (gene smad10a). The record is from RefSeq and is a predicted model, not a curated record. Gene Ontology annotation, biological process: BMP signaling pathway; anatomical structure morphogenesis; regulation of transcription by RNA polymerase II. Gene Ontology annotation, molecular function: I-SMAD binding; RNA polymerase II cis-regulatory region sequence-specific DNA binding; DNA-binding transcription factor activity, RNA polymerase II-specific. NCBI's taxonomy places the organism in Eukaryota, Metazoa, Chordata, Actinopteri, Salmoniformes, Salmonidae. The transcript is spliced from 12 exons. Gene Ontology annotation, cellular component: heteromeric SMAD protein complex. The coding region runs from base 1960 to 3717 and encodes 585 amino acids.